This is a messenger RNA of Penicillium angulare, 2469 nucleotides long. RefSeq names its product putative C2H2 transcription factor (Ace1) (gene ace1). The record is from RefSeq and is a predicted model, not a curated record. NCBI's taxonomy places the organism in Eukaryota, Fungi, Ascomycota, Eurotiomycetes, Eurotiales, Aspergillaceae. The transcript has 3 exons. The coding region runs from base 1 to 2469 and encodes 822 amino acids.
AUGUCGACUUCCCACGCGGACUCCAGUCGCGUUCAUCCCCGCCGCCGGCCGGUCAUAAGUGCAGACCUCCCAUCUCUAGUUACUGCGGCUGCAGAUUCCUCUAAAAUGAGCUUGAAAAAGGGAGAGACAUUCCACACCCCCACUUCCCCUCCAUCAAACGAUCGAGGUGAUCCUGUCUUGAAUAUUCGCUCUCUUCCACGUCGCUGCCCUACUUCCCUAGAGGCCAUUACUGCCAGUGAAGAGCGUAUGACGUCGAUUCUGAACCGUCUGACUUUGGACUGCUCAGAGGAUUCAAAUGAAGAAUCAUCGGCAUCCAAAGAGAAGCCAACAUCUGGGAACGUUUCAAACGAUCAUGCUGAUCAAGACCCCUCACCACGUGACUCUCGUCGCCCAUCUGUCUCGCAGGGUGUGAAGAAAACACAAGAGCAUGGUCAUGAGUCUGACAGUGGUCUUGGAACAUCUGUGAGCAGUCAUGAAGAUUCAUCCGAUGAAAAUGAACAAACAGAGCUGCCUACCGCUUCACCGCAGCCCCCAAUCUCUGGGUCAACCUCAACUUCAACUUUUGUCGCCGGGUCAACUGAAAAGCGGCAAUUAUCAUUGUCCGCCUGUAAACAAAUUGAGAAGUAUAUGUUGGCACCCAUCUUGCGAGAGCCUAAACUUAAACCAUUCCACACACUGGUUAAGUCUAUUCCCAAACGUAUUGUCAACAAACAAAUCGUUUGCCUUCGGGACUUGGAGAAAACCCUCCUUUGGCUAGCCCCGAAGUUCUCGAGUACUCGAAACGCUUACCUCAGCUUUGCGGAAUUUACGAUUCAGUGUUUGCAUACUUCGGCUUCUCAUCUCAACGACCGCGACCAGCGGCUUCCAGCUGAUCGCCCUUACACUAACGGUUACUUCCUCGAUCUUGUUUCCCAGGUUCGACGGUACGCAGCAAUGAUUCGAGUUUCUCGAGAGCGUGCCCAGGCUAGAGCCGCCGAGGACGCCAAGGAUGCUCCCAAAGAUGCUCCCACUACCACCAAAGACGACCAAUUGUCGCUGAUUACAGGCGCUGUCCUCGAGGGUGGUCUAUCAAAGGAUGGCAAGCCGGCCCAGCUCGUUGUUAUGCACGAAGGAAAACGCAUAUCUAUGCUUACCGGUCGUCCUGUAGACGAGACCGAUGCCAGCGUUCCGACUUUCAAGCGUCAUAUCAGCUUCGACGAACGAGUCGACGAAGGCGUCCAGCGUUCCAUGGCUCGUCGCAAGAAGAACGCCCCACCGAUGGAUAUCAACCAGAAGUGUGCUCAUUGUGACAAAAUCUUCAAACGUCCGUGUGACCUGACCAAGCACGAGAAGACUCAUUCUCGCCCUUGGAAGUGUACCGACGCCACGUGCAAGUAUUACCAGCUUGGCUGGCCCACCGAGAAAGAGCGCGAUCGUCAUAUGAACGACAAGCACUCUGAUGCUCCUGCAAUGUACAAAUGCAACUUCCAGCCUUGCACUUAUGCCUCCAAGCGUGAGAGCAACUGCAAGCAACAUAUGGAGAAGGCCCAUGGCUGGGUUUAUGUUCGGUCCAAGAACAAUGCCCGCGGUGGUAGCAAGCGUGGUUCUUCCAUCCAAGCUUCUCGCACUCCUAGCGUCUCUACCCCCGCUUCCAAGUCGAUGGGCUUCUCCACGCCUGGCUCAGGUACAGGCCCUAGCCCGUCCCCAAGGCCUUCCCUGUUCCAGGACCCGCCAUUCAACUUCAAUGACCCUCCUGUGCCUAGCGACGAAUACAAUCACAUCUUUGAUGAAUCGCCAUACUCUGCCUCCAGCGGCAUGGCCAGCGACAUCAUGAUGCCAUCGCUGAACCUGGAUUCUUUCGAGAACCAAUUCCAGUCUGGCAAUCCCAAUGAACUUAUUCCCGCUCUUGAAAUGCAUCGCCAGUCAAUGAACACCAUGUCGGUUCCAUCGGCCAACUCCGUUCCCGACCUUAUGAAUGUCUCUGGCUCUGCUUACGACGAUUCACCCAUGGCUGCGCACAGCGACGGUUUCAACUUCGACCUUGAAUGGGGUCGUCUCGAGCUUUCCGACGUGGGCAAUCAGGAAUACACUGCUAUGCACAUGUCCGACAAUGUCUGCAACCAGCCUGGUGCUAUGGGCAUGGGACAUGCUAUGAAGGACAUUGAUGGUCUCUCCCCUCGUGCUCAGGCUAAUUUGAUGCUGUACUCCCCGGGCUCUGGUAUGGAGCAUUACGAUUAUGCCCAGCGUCACCCUCAGGGAUCUGACUUCACUCUUUACGGGGAGCAAAAUGGCAUGAACAUGGUCCAAAUCCAGCCCCAUGUCGCUCAGCACCAGGCCACUCGCCACUUUGCCACUUCCCAGGGAAUGUUCCCACCUCUCAAUGAACAUGACCACGUUCUCCAGGGUAUGCAAUCUUGGCCCGAGACACACCAGUAUGGAAAUCAGGAUGCCCACGUUUCCAACGGCCUGGACUUGGAGUUCAUGAAAUAA